Messenger RNA from Nilaparvata lugens (brown planthopper), 2841 nucleotides. Its product is annotated as unconventional myosin-VIIa. Gene Ontology annotation, biological process: vesicle transport along actin filament; actin filament organization. The record is from RefSeq and is a predicted model, not a curated record. Gene Ontology annotation, cellular component: vesicle; actin cytoskeleton; cytoplasm. Gene Ontology annotation, molecular function: ATP binding; microfilament motor activity; actin filament binding. NCBI's taxonomy places the organism in Eukaryota, Metazoa, Arthropoda, Insecta, Hemiptera, Delphacidae. The coding region runs from base 175 to 2826 and encodes 883 amino acids. The transcript has 17 exons.
UGAUCUGGUUUUGAAAUGUGUACGGUACGGUACGGUACUUGUUUCUGAUAAAAGUGGAAGUUCAUUUGCUGAGCAUCAUGGACAUGUGGAGAGAGCAUUGAUCACAUCAAAUGAUGCUUCUCCGUUCAGCAAUAGUAUGCAGUGUUAUUAAUAGUUUAUGAAACAGUUUAUAAAAUGGUGAAACAAUACACUACAACAUACCCAGUGGGAUGUCACGUCUGGGUCAAGUCAAUAACAGACAAUGUACUUGAUGUACCGAAAGCAUGCAAAAUAUUAUCAGUCACAAAUAAACAGUUGAGAGUGAUUGACGACGAUGAUAAGGAGUUCUGGAUCAGCAAAUCGUCAGUUAUCAAAGAACUGCACCCAUCCUCCCUACAACCGCUCGACAAUAUGGUUGCUUUAGGAGACCAAGAAGAGUAUUCUAUUUUAAGAAAUCUUCACAUAAGGUUCAAGAAAAACCUCAUCUACACCUAUGUUGGAAAAAUGCUGGUUGCUGUCAACCCUUACAAGGCACUGUCAAUAUAUGAUGAGAUAUACGUGACAAAAUACAGACACCAUAACUUGGAAGAGCUUCCUGCUCACAUUUAUGCAAUCAGCAAUGAUUGUUUGAAGACAAUGAGAUCACACUCAAAAAGUCAAUGUAUUGUUAUAAGUGGAGAAAGUGGAGCUGGAAAAACGGAAAGUACAAAAUUCAUAGUGAAGUUUCUAACAUCUUCAAGCAAAGGAAGAUCGCAAGUCAAUAAAAUUGAAGAUCAACUCGUGAAGGCAAAUCCUCUACUGGAGGCAUUUGGUAACGCGUCCACGACCUACAACGACAAUUCUUCCCGUUUUGGAAAAUUUGUGGUGAUGAGCUAUGAUGAAGCGGGCGUACUUAGUAAAGCUCAUAUCCAGCAUUACCUGCUUGAAAAGUCGAGAGUAACUCAGGUGAAGCCCAGUGAACGCAACUACCAUAUAUUCUACCAGCUUCUGAAUGGACUUGAUGAAAACGAACAAAAACAGUUGGAGCUGUCAUCAUCCACGAAAUACAAUUUCCUGAAUCAAACAUUAGAUUCACGUCAGAGGUUGAAAAAGGAUGAUUUGAAAGUGACAGAAGAUGCAAUGAAAACUUUGGAGUUUACCAAACAAGAUCGGUGGAAUAUAUACAAAACUCUAGCAAUCAUUCUUCAUUUGGGGAAUAUAGCAUACAGUUCCAAGGAGAUAGAUAAUUUGGAAAACACAGAAGUUAAAGAUGACACCAGUUUGGAAAGUGCGUACAAACUUCUACAAGUAGAUAAAACAAUACUGUACGAUACCCUCAGCAGGAAAACUCUUAGCAUUCACGGCAAGAAAACAGUCUCACCUGUAACUAAAAUCCAGGCAAAAAUGACUAAAGAUGGAUUCUCCAAGACUUUAUAUGAGAGACUUUUUAAAUUCAUAAUCGAUAAAAUAAAUUCAACUCUAUCAAAUAUAUCCGUGAAGACAGAGCUCUCAAUUGGGAUUCUAGAUAUCUAUGGAUUCGAAGAUGUCGGAAUCAAUAGUUUUGAGCAACUGUGCAUCAACUACACCAACGAAUGUCUUCAGCAGUUUUUCCUCGCUCAUAUUUUCAAACUGGAAGAGCAAGAGCAUAUAAAGGAAGGAGUGAAAUGGACUCCCAUCCAGUAUGAGGACAAUGAAAACGUACUCAACCUUAUUGGAGGAGUGCAUCCGAAUUGCUUGUUGAAAUUAAUCGACGAACAAGCCAAUUUAAUGACGGGAUCUGAUGAAACGUUUCUGUUGAAAGCAGCCAAAGCUCACUCAAAGAGUGCAGCAUUUGUUGAUUCACUCGGAGGCUCAAACCUCUCCUUUGGAGUGUUGCAUUUCGCAGGAGUUGUCUUCUAUGAAGUUAAUGGAUUUCUUGAGAAAAAUCGAAAUCCAUUAAGCAGUAACUGGCUUCAACUGAUUUCCUCAUCUAAAAACAAUUUCAUCAAAGAUCUUUUCAAGGAAGAUCAGGCAGCAAAUAAUAAUCUGUCAAAGUCGAAGCAUGUUGCCAAAUUGAAAACGGUCGCCGGUCAGUAUCAACGGUCUUUGGAUUCACUGAUGACGUCACUGAAGGCUAGCGAGCCUUACUUCAUUCGUUGUAUCAAGCCUAAUAAUCACAAAAAAUCUGACCUGUUUGUCGAUUCUCUUUGUUGCCUACAACUGCGAUACGCCGGUCUCAUGGCUACCACAAAGAUAAGGAAGAAUGGAUACCAAAUACGCUAUAAAUAUGAAGAAUUUGCUGAGAAAUACAGAUACAUUAUUGACCUGCAAUCCAAAAUUUCAAAAAGCUGUCGAAAAGUGGCCGAAGAUAUUUGUUUGAAAGUAUUGUCUGGUUCUGAUUACCAAUUUGGAAAGAGUAAAAUCUUUUUAAAAUGUGAACACGAAGCCAGUUUGGAUCGAGCGAAGAACAAAGUGCUGUGGAAGAGCAUUGUAACCAUUCAGAAAAACUGGAGAAUGUUUGCCGAGAAGAAAAGGUUCAAUGAAUUGAGAAGGUCAGCCGUAAUAAUACAGAGUAAUUGGAGAGCAAAGAAAGAACGUCGAAGAUAUUUAGCAUUGCUAAGCGGAGUCUUGCGUCUUCAAGCAUGUAUCAAAUCGAAAAUUCUAUUUGAAACCUUCCGUUCCCGACGAGAUUUCGUUAUUAGGUUACAGGCAAGAUGCAAAGGUUUCAUGGAAAGGAAGAAAGUGAAAGAAAUGCUUGACCUUCGAAAGAAAGAUGAUGUAACUACAAUGGUGCCGGGAGAUGACAUUGAUGCUUGGAUCACAUCAGUGUUUAACGCAGCUAUUCAGGAUGAUGAAGAUAUCAAAGAGGUUUACACGCAUCGAUUAUAACCCUGUCUUUCUGAC